This is a messenger RNA of Strongylus vulgaris, 689 nucleotides long. NCBI's taxonomy places the organism in Eukaryota, Metazoa, Nematoda, Chromadorea, Rhabditida, Strongylidae. The record is from the annotation of a GenBank genome assembly.
CUGUUAUGUCAAGCAGAACUUUCAGACUCCGGUCCUGUUCAAUUACCAAAAGGAAAAGUGGUUGGAAAAAGGUGGAAAAUUGUAAGGAAACUUGGAGAAGGCGGUUGUGGCUCCGUUUACAAAGUACAAGACAUCAGUAAUAAAGCUAAUUUUGUGAGUUUUAUCUGCUUAGCUGCAUUAAAAGCCGAAUCAAAUUUUGUAGCAGGGGGGACAGUAUUAAAGUUAGAAGUUCAGGUAACUUCUAAACAUGAUUUCUUCACGUGGGAAGUGACAAAUGGGAUUUUAAGGCGUUUAGCUGGGCGACCACACGUUCCACAAUUGAUACAUUCGGGAAAGAAAGAACUUUAUUGUUAUAUGGUUAUGACAUUACUCGGUGAUAGUCUUGGAACAUUACAAAAGAAAUAUGGUAGAAUUUCAAGUAUUUCAACGCAAACUCGCGUUGCUCGAGAAUUUGUUGUAGUUGGCGACGAUCGAAAGCUGCAAAUGAGGCGGCCAAGACCGAGAGCAUUAUUUCGAGGUACCACUCGAUAUUGCUCGAUAAAUACUCAUGAAAGAGGUGAACAAGGUCGUGUAGAUGAUUUAUGGAGUGUUUUAUAUAUGUUGGCCGAAAUGCGUGGAAGUUUACCGUGGAGCAAUCUAAGAAUUCGCAUCGAUAGAUGUGCAAUCUCAGGGAAAAGAAAGAUAUAAAU